Molecule: messenger RNA, 2768 nt
Organism: Physeter macrocephalus (sperm whale)
Lineage: Eukaryota; Metazoa; Chordata; Mammalia; Artiodactyla; Physeteridae
Gene: GDF9
Product: growth differentiation factor 9
Exons: 3
Coding region: 1261-2361 (366 amino acids)
Cellular component (GO): extracellular region
Molecular function (GO): cytokine activity; growth factor activity
Source: RefSeq, a predicted model, not a curated record
UUGGGGGUGGGGCCAAGCGCGACUGAGUGGGCACUGGGGCCCGGCGGCCCCCUCUCGAGCCUCUCAAGCUUCUCCUCGGUUCCCGCCUUUCCCGGGAGCCGCAAGGACUAAGAGUUGAAGAGCCAGGGGCCCGCCGACCUCGAGGGCCGCGCUGGCCGCGCGCUUAGGGUCGGGUGUUCUCCCGCGGUGGAGAUCGCCCCUGAGACCGCCGCCCGGCAGCCGACUCGAGGAUUUGUAGGGUCUUGUCCAGUAGCUGGAACAGGAAUCGGUUAUGUUCAAGCCCUCAGCGACCCCAGGCCCUGAAUCAGGGACACGGAUCUGGGACUUCUCUUGGCAUCCACCGGAUUAGAAUCCACUGGCAGGGUGUAGACUUUCCCAAGAGAGAAUAAAAAUGUUUCCUCAAAUUUAGCCACAGGAGUCCUCAAGUAAUAGUCCACCAACUGAUGAACAGCUGUUAGUGGUGGUAGGAGGGAAGAAAGAGGCGACCUCCACAGCAGCCGGCUUCUCUCGGACAGUGUUCUGCCGCGGGCAGGAUGUCACGUUGCCCACAGUUCACUCCACUUCCCAGGAGGGAGGCGAUUCCAUUUUCGGAAAAGUGCUGUCUGCUUAAGGAUGCCGCUGUCCUGUACAGCUGACUGACUUAUCCACUUGAUGAAGCAUGUCUGUAAAUGUUUUGUUCAUGGAAUUGCUGGCCAUGUGUAAUCUAGAACUAAGUUCUCAUUCAACAGUUUGGCUUUUAUAAUCCUGCUUACCAACCACGGGCCAGGGAGGCUUGGCCGGCGAUGAACUUAAAAUUUACAAAUAAGGACUUCCCUGGUGGCGCAGUGGCUAAGAAUCCACCUGCCAAAGCAGGGGAAACGGGUUCGAGCCCUGGUCCAGGAAGAUCCCACAUGCCAUGGAGCAGCUAAGCCCAUGCGCCACAACUACUGAGCCUGAGCUCUAGAGCCAGCGAGCCAUAACUACUGACCCCACGUGCCACAACUACUGAAGCCGGCACUUCUAGAGCCCGUGCUCCAAAACAAGAAGCCACCGCAAUGAGAAGCCAGUGCACCACAAGGAAAAGCAGCCCCCGCUCGCGGCAACUAGAGAAAGCUCGCGUGCAGCGAUGAAGACCCAAUGCAGCCAAAAAUAAACAAUUUAUUUUAAAAAAUUUACAAAUAUACCUCGGUUUUAUCAGCCUGGGUACUGCAUAGACUGGUUCUGUACGAUGGGCAAACGGAGGCCCCCAGGCUGCAGCCAGAUGACAGAGCUUUGCACUACAUGAAGAGGCUCUAUAAGGCAUGUGCUACCAAGGAGGGGAUCCCGAAAUCCAACAGAAGUCACCUCUACAACACUGUUCGGCUCUUCACUCCCUGUGCCCAGCACAAGCAGGCUCCUGGGGACCAGGUGACAGGUACCCUUCCAUCAUCAGUGGACCUGCUGUUUAACCUGGAUCGUGUUACUGCUGUUGAACAUUUACUCAAGUCAGUCUUGCUAUACACUUUCAACAACUCCGUUUCUUUUCCCUGUCCUGUUAAAUGUGUGUGCAACCUGGUGAUAAAAGAGCCAGAGUUUUCUAGCAAGACUCUCCCAAGAGUUCCAUACUCAUUUACCUUUCACUCACAGUUUGAACUUAGAAAGAAAUACAGAUGGAUUGAGAUUGAUGUAACAGCUCUCCUUCAGCCUCUAGUGGCCUCCAACAAGAGGAGUAUUCACAUGUCUGUAAACGUUACGUGUGUGAAAGACCAGCUGCAGAAUCCUUCAGUGCAGGACAGUCCACUUAACAUGACUCUUCUGGUAGCCCCCUCACUGCUUUUAUAUCUGAAUGACACAAGUGCUCAGGCUUAUCACAGGUGGUAUUCCCUCCACUAUAAAAUGAGGCCUUCACAGGGUCCUGACCAGAAGAGAGAGCUGUCUGUCUAUCCCAUGGGAGAAGAGGCUGCUGAGGGUGUAAGAUCGUCCCGUCACCGGAGAGAUCAGGAAACUGUCGGCUCUGAAUUGAAGAAGCCUCUGGUUCCAGCUUCAUUCAAUCUGAGUGAAUACUUCAAACAGUUUCUUUUUCCCCAAAAUGAGUGUGAGCUCCAUGACUUUAGACUCAGCUUUAGUCAGCUGAAGUGGGACAACUGGAUUGUGGCUCCACACAAAUACAACCCUCGAUACUGUAAAGGGGAUUGUCCCAGGGCGGUCGGACAUCGGUAUGGCUCUCCGGUUCACACCAUGGUGCAGAACAUCAUCCAUGAGAAGCUCGAUUCCUCAGUGCCGAGACCAUCCUGUGUACCUGCCAAGUACAGCCCUUUGAGUGUUUUGGCAAUUGAGCCUGAUGGCUCAAUCGCUUAUAAAGAAUAUGAAGAUAUGAUAGCCACUAAGUGCACCUGUCGUUAACAUAGGCUCCUCUCAAGUAAAACCGUGAGUCUCCUGGCCAAAGUAAAUGCCAUGCGCCUGUCUGUGCCUUUGGGAGAAAGUUUCAUGUAUCAAAUCUCUAAAUGUAAUGCAGUGUGUUGUGUAAGGAGGAGCCUGUGUAGAUUAGCACAUUCUGUGGCAUCUAUCACGGUAAAGGGAUAACAGCUGCCUUUCUCAUUUCCAAAUGUAAAUGAAAUGUACUUCUUUUGGAAAGCUUUAAAUUUUUUUCCCCUGAGUGAUUAUUUUUUUCUGUUGUAGGAGUCUUGUUUUUGAUGUAAGAAAAAAAAGCUUAAUUAGCAUAAAUCUUGGAUGGAACUGCAGCUCUAAAUAGACAAUUCAGAUUGCUAUAGUCUUAUUUAAUGGAACAAUAAAUUCCUGUGAGUGGCAAA